AUGGCAACAGCUGAGCUUUUGUGGCUUCUCAGCUGUUGCCCCAGAUAUCAUAUUGAGUUCACAUUUUUUUCUGCGAUGGCUUUCUUCAACUUAACACGGCUGGGACUACAGGACCCUAUAAAGUCUGCAGUCACUAAACCGGGAACAGCUUCUGCACCAGGCGGAGAUCUUGAUACAGCGAAAUCAACAGCUGCGGCAGCGUCAAGACACGCCAGUCUCAAAGAGCCGGUCUAUCCAAACUCGGAAGCGAAUGGAUCUCACGUAAAAUACACUACCCGUCUACACAAACACAUUCGACCUAAAUUGGGUAAGUCUGCCUAAGAUAAAAAGCUUUCGCUUCCAUACUCUGCGUGAUAUGUAAGCGCGAUCUUAACAGUGAUGAUGAGAUUUUAUUUAUUGAGACGGAAGUUGUUUAUAAAUUUUAUAAAAGUGAUAAUGGCCUUCUUUGUUUAUAUCACUCACUCUUGGUUUUAAUAUUUAGUCUUGUUGUGUUGUAAGAUUAUAGUCGAGAAAUAGAAGUUAUUACUUAAAGGGCUUUUUAGUUAGCAAAUACCCAAUGAUAAUAAAAAUGUGCUUAAAAAACUCUUAUAUGACACAAGAUCUCCCAUGAGGCCUCUCAAAAUUUUUGCCGCACAUCUUUCUAAAAGUUACAUUUGCAGGCAUUUGCACAAGCGAAAUUGAAAACCAUGCCAUCAACCUGAUUUUCAGAUGAUCGUGCAGGCCUAAUCUUUAAUGCACUCACGUCCAUAUCCUUGGACAUUCACAUCCGUAUCCCAUAUCCUUGUAGUCUGUGAACAGGCUCUCUGUUUGGGGGAAAACAGGCUAAUAUCCUUGAGGCUGCUGCAUAGGACAUUUUUAGGGGGUGCCCCUCAUUCACUGAGUGCAGAGGCAUUUUGGAAAAGUACCCUCUUUGUGUAAGGCUGUAUAUGCACUCAUGAAACUCAAAGGAAAUAAAAUUGUGUUGAGUCUGUACUGAGAUCACAUAAAAUGAAUUUAAUAAUUCUCUUUUCAGAUGGUAGUGGCCAACCUGAGAGCAUUGCUCCUUCUUUGAUACUAAUAGACUCUAUGGACUAUAUCAAAGAAACUUCAACAUUGUUGACCCAACCUCCCAGCAGUAACAGUUUAUUCACAUCCAGGGGAGAGUAGGAUUACUCCCAGGUGCUUCAUGCUACACAAAAUUAAUGGUGAUAGCCCCAGCCGUGGGUGCUUCACAUGCUCAUGUUAACCUCCAACGCAGUUGUCUUAUAGCUUCACUAUAAUUAAUAAAGGCAUUCCUUUCCCACUUUAAUUUGUGGGAAAGGAACCCACGACAAAGCCUUAAGAACGUCUGCAUGGGGGACUAGGCUCCUGUGUGCCUUUACCAAGUGCAUAAGCAAAGCUUCAUAUUUUGAACACUGCAACCAUUUUGCUUUAUUUUUUCUAUGAUUUAUUCUUUUUUCUUAAACAAGGACUUUUGUCAUUUUAAAACCAAAAAAGAACAACAAGAAUAACAACAAAUUGAAAGAAACAGGGUCCACAGUUUUCCAAGAGAAAGGGCAGCCUUCUUCUACUGCAAUGCCAAAGGGUCUAUUACCCAGUGCUUCUGAUAAUUCUUGUGGGAUGAUUCUCUCCUUCUCUUAAUCUUUUAACUUAAAAUUAAUUUUUGCAGGACCAAAUGAAAUAUACCACACCCAAAUAACAACAAAUAUAAAUUACAGUUAUUGGAUGAAAGAUGGAGUCCAACAAGAAUCAUGGACACAGAAUGAUCAUCAUCCAAGAGUCAAUAGUGAAAUGACAAGGUAUCAUUCAAUAAUAAUAUUCAUCAACAUAUUACUUCCUUUCAUGUAAGAUUUUGCCUAGUCUGCAUAGCUGGCAGCAGUUAUUUAUUUUUUAACAGGCCCUGCAAGGAGAAUAUGUGAGAUUUUCUUCCUUUUCCCUUAAAAAACGGCACCUGCUAUGUAGGGUAGAUUUUGCCCUUCAGACCUGUGUAUUUUGUACCUGAAAAAGCAUCCGAAGUUUAAUUGACAAGUCAUUUCAAUAACUAUACAUACAAUGCCCGGGUAGUAGGGUGGGGGUUGGAGGGGUUUUGGAAGGGUGGUUGCGGGCACAGCUGGGGUUGAUGAAGCCAUGAAAUGUAUUGAAAUAAUAAGGUGUUAUUCAAUAAUUCAUGAUCUUAUUAUUUCAAGUAAUGAUUUUGCCCUACAGGGCCCAGUUGUUCAAAUGCCGGUUAGCGCUAACCCAGGGUUAAAUUUUAACCAGGGCUUCUUUUUCUUUUCAUCAAAAGCACUCUCUCAGAUGAUUUUCUAUAUAUUUUUUAGAGUAUCCAAUCAUCAAAUUGUAGACAAAGAGAAUUACACUGAAUUUGCUUUUUACGCUCUCACAUCUGAGUUCAAAUUUUGCACUAACCCUGGGUUAUCUUAACCCACCUUUGAACAACCCAACCCAGGUGUAUUAAUUUUUGUACCUGUACAGGCAUCAGACUUUCAUUACAAGUCAUAUCAGCAACUAUACAAAGGAACCCGAUACAGCAAACUGCUAAAUGCCUGGGCUCACCCCAAUCCGCUUCCCACCAACACGGGACCCCCACCCCUCUCUUCCUCACUCCCUUCCCACUAACACCCGUGUGAAUCUCAACUACUUCGGUAUUUUGCAUAACUUUUCCUGACUUUCAAUUACGUUGCUUGCUUUAACAUUAGGGUACAUACAUACAUACAUACAUACAUACAUACAUGUACUCUACCAGUCCCAUUUCAGUUUGUUAACUCACAAACCAGGAUGGUAAUAAUAAAAUCAUAUUAUAUUAGAGAUUUCUUGCAAAGUUCAAUGCAUUUCAGAUAACAGAAAUGCUGGAAAAUUUGCAAAAAUGAAUGUAAAGUGAAAAAAACCUUAAUACUUUCUCUAGUUUACCCUUUAAGGACUCAAGUUGAAAGGUACAUGUAUGUUAUAAACUUCAAGUUCAGUGAUCUUGUGUUUGUUUCCUAUUUUUCCAGAUUUGUUGAUGAAAUGACACUUACCAACAGAGAGUUCACGUUAUUUUAAGCACUGAACAAUGAAAUAGCUGGGAUGCUGAACUUAUUUCUCUCCCUCCUUUAAUUGUCACAAUGUUAUUACUUUCUUUAAUAGAAUAUUUCAAUGAUAAAUGUCGUCAAUUCAUUGAUGACUAGGGUACAGUGCUGACUUGUACAUAUAAUCAUUUACAACCACUUAUCAUGAAGCAGAAAAAUAAGAAUUCAACAUUGAAACAUGAAACUCAGAUUUCACUUUAACAAACUGUAUCGAUUAAUGAGAACAUUACCCUUUUAUUGAAAAGUACAUUCGUUUUUUAAAUGUAAUGGGUAU
Porites evermanni is the source of this 3318-nucleotide messenger RNA. NCBI's taxonomy places the organism in Eukaryota, Metazoa, Cnidaria, Anthozoa, Scleractinia, Poritidae. The record is from the annotation of a GenBank genome assembly.